AGCCGCGCGCUCGCUGGCAGGAGGGUGGGUAGUUUGCCCAGCGUUGGGGGCUGGUCCCAUAAAAGAGAAAGUACACUUAGACCCGACCCCGCUGAACGCUGUUAGAAACCGUCCUGGCUGGGAGGCAAGAGGUGUGUGACUGGACAAGACUCCUUUCUGGCCGUCAGUCUUGCCAUCCUCACAAAGAGGUUGGCGGCCCGAGAGAGUGUGAGGCAGAGGCGGGGAAUGGCAAAGGAGUGACCAUCUGGGGGAACGAAAGAGUAAACGCGGUGAUAGGACGCACGGAAAUGGGAGUGGAGAAAGUCACGGAGAGAACCUUAGGCGGGGCGUUUCCCGCGGAAAGGCGGCGGCUCCAGCGUCUUUUCACCCAAGUACGAGCUGGCACGCCCCGCCCCGCACGCCCCGCCCCGCACGCCCCGCCCCCGAGACCUGUGCCGAGCCGCCGCCCGCGCGGAGCCACACUGCAAAGCCCUGCUGUUCGCGCCUUGAGAUCGACCGUCCGCGUUGGUCCGGCUCGCCCGACGCGCCCUCCUCCAGCCGAUACACGCAGCCGCACGCACUCUCGUGUUCUCCCUGAGGCUCGGACACAUAGUAUGACCAUUAGGUGUUUCGUCUCCCACCCAUUUUCUAUGGAAAACCAAGGGGAUCAGGCCAUGAUAGCCACUGGCAGCUUUGAAGAACGGGACACCUUUAGAGAAGCUUGAUCUUGGAGGCCUCACCGUGAGACCUUACAAAGCCAGAUUCCGGCAGAGUUCCUCUAUCUCGUCUUGUUACUGAUUAAAGGUGCCCCGUCUCCAGUUUUUUUCCGUCUCCUGGGAGGUAGCAGGAAAUCAGCAUCAUGGUUGGGUUCAAGGCCACAGAUGUCCCCCCUACUGCCACUGUGAAGUUUCUUGGGGCUGGCACAGCUGCCUGCAUCGCAGAUCUCAUCACCUUUCCUCUGGAUACUGCUAAAGUCCGGUUACAGAUCCAAGGAGAAAGUCAGGGGCCAGUGCGCGCUACAGCCGGCGCCCAGUACCGUGGUGUGCUAGGCACCAUUCUGACCAUGGUGCGUACCGAGGGCCCCCGAAGCCUCUACAAUGGACUGGUUGCCGGCCUGCAGCGCCAAAUGAGCUUUGCCUCUGUCCGCAUCGGCCUGUAUGACUCUGUCAAACAGUUCUACACCAAGGGCUCUGAGCACGCCAGCAUUGGGAGCCGCCUCCUAGCAGGCAGCACCACAGGUGCCCUGGCUGUGGCUGUGGCCCAGCCCACGGAUGUGGUAAAGGUCCGGUUCCAAGCUCAGGCCCGGGUUGGAGGUGGUCGGAGAUACCAAAGCACCAUCGAUGCCUACAAGACCAUUGCCCGAGAGGAAGGGUUUGGGGGCCUCUGGAAAGGGACCUCUCCCAAUGUUGCUCGUAAUGCCAUUGUCAACUGUGCUGAGCUGGUGACCUAUGACCUCAUCAAGGAUGCCCUUCUGACAGCCAACCUCAUGACAGAUGAUCUCCCUUGCCACUUCACUUCCGCCUUUGGGGCAGGCUUCUGCACCACUGUCAUCGCCUCCCCUAUAGACGUGGUCAAGACGAGAUACAUGAACUCUGCCCUGGGCCAGUACAGCAGCGCCGGCCACUGUGCCCUCACCAUGCUCCAGAAGGAGGGACCCCGAGCCUUCUACAAAGGGUUCAUGCCCUCCUUUCUCCGCUUGGGUUCCUGGAACGUGGUGAUGUUCGUCACCUAUGAGCAGCUGAAACGGGCCCUCAUGGCCGCCUGCACUUCCCGAGAGGCUCCCUUCUGAGCCUCUCCUGCUGCUGACCUGAUCACCUCUGGCUUUGGCUCUAGUUGGGCCAUGCUUUCCUUUUCUUCCUUCUUUCCCUUCCCUCCUUCCCUCUUUCCCCGCCUCUCCCUUCUGCUCCUUUACCCACCACCUUCCUCUCUCCACAUUGUCAUCUCCUCAUUGUCUCUCAGUGCUGGUGGAGUUGACAUCUGACAGUGUGGGAGGCCUGGUACCAGCCAGGAUCCCAAGCCUCCCGUCCCUUGGAACAUUCAGCCAGAAUCUUCAUCCUGCCCCCUGCAGCCCACCCUAGCCCACUCGUCACCCAUAAAGCAAGCUCAACCUUGG
This is a messenger RNA of Rhinopithecus roxellana (golden snub-nosed monkey), 2092 nucleotides long. RefSeq names its product uncoupling protein 2 (gene UCP2). The record is from RefSeq and is a predicted model, not a curated record. NCBI's taxonomy places the organism in Eukaryota, Metazoa, Chordata, Mammalia, Primates, Cercopithecidae. The transcript has 8 exons. Gene Ontology annotation, molecular function: oxidative phosphorylation uncoupler activity. Gene Ontology annotation, cellular component: mitochondrial membrane. The coding region runs from base 839 to 1768 and encodes 309 amino acids. Gene Ontology annotation, biological process: response to cold; mitochondrial transmembrane transport; adaptive thermogenesis.